Cladophialophora immunda is the source of this 2606-nucleotide messenger RNA. RefSeq lists its product as uncharacterized. The transcript is spliced from 2 exons. Gene Ontology annotation, biological process: protein phosphorylation; MAPK cascade; cellular hyperosmotic response. Gene Ontology annotation, molecular function: MAP kinase kinase activity; ATP binding. The record is from RefSeq and is a predicted model, not a curated record. NCBI's taxonomy places the organism in Eukaryota, Fungi, Ascomycota, Eurotiomycetes, Chaetothyriales, Herpotrichiellaceae. The coding region runs from base 427 to 2451 and encodes 674 amino acids.
CCCCCCCCCCCCCGGCCCCAAAAACGCCGUGGUUGCUCAGCAGAUCCAGGAUCUGGCUCUCCGGUCAAAUGAGAAGUUGAGAGACAGCAACAGUUUCCAACAAUUCAUUGCGACUUUUGCGCCUCAUCUCCCGGGUUCUCCACCACCAGCUCGCACUCUGGCCCUCACCUCGCCUCUUCCUCCGACGGUCCUUACCACACCGUUACUCACUCCCUCCCUCCCUAAUCAAAGUGUAUAGACCUGUCAAUCACCGACCAGACCGCCAACCACGCUCUCGUUUCGUCUCGUCUAUUUGCCGCUUCUGUUCCGCAUCGCAUGCCGCCUUGACGAAGCUCCAUAUCCCACGCGCAACUGCAUGCGCACCGCGGCCACAUAAUACCUGCACACCCCUCUACCGAGUACGGAAGCACCACCUCCUUAGUCACCAUGGACGACUCAUCACCCCAGCAGCCGUCCUCUCCCGAAAGCUCAAAGUCUCCUGAACAACCACCUUCAGAGUCAACCUCGUCCUUCAUGGCUUCGCCGACAGCCUCUUCUCCGCAGUCUCCUUCCAGGCCCCCGUCGCUGGGCUCGUCAGGAAACGGCAUGACUCCUGCAAUGAACCCCUCCUCCGCUCCGCUAGGUCCUGUCAAUGCAGCCAGAAGACCUGGCCCGCUGCCUUCGCGUGCGAGCGGGCUGAACUCUGAUAUCCAGGCGAAGAUGAAGGCGUUCUCCCUAUCCCGGCAGGGUGCACCUCCCGCAAAGGCACAGGCAGGUGGAUUUACCGGUCAACAGCACGGUGCGUUUCCAGGCGGCGCCUUGACAGGAGCUCCUCCUCCUUCUCCCAGUUCUUCUGCUGCCAACCUUCGAAUACCUCCUGGUAUGCAACGACCGAAUGCGCCAAGUUUCGGCUCCUCACCCUCCCCGAUCACCGGCAGUCCUCGAAUGAUGGGCGCAAGGCCUCCCGUAGGCGGACUGGCAGCAAAACGAGGCUUGAAGCCAGGUGGCAUGAAAUUGUCAGAUGCGCACAAGCCUGCCCCUGCUGGACAGGAGGAGGACAAGACAGACACCGGCUCUCAGUUUAACAAGUACUCGAACAUCAUUGAUACAAAAAAAGGCACUCUAAAUUUCCAGAACAAAGCGGUCAUCCACGGAAGCGGCAUUGAUUUUGCUGGUGGCAGUACCUUUUCAAUUUCUCUGGACGAGGUCGACACCUUAUCAGAGCUGGGCAAGGGCAAUUAUGGGACUGUUUUCAAAGUCAGGCACGCUCGGCCCAAAAUGAGGCGCCCUGGUCUGGGAUUGCGAGGCAAUAUGGUUCGGCAAUCAUCAGCCUCCAUUCCAAGAGAUGACGAAGAGACAGAUUCACAAUCGGACACAAAAGGGACAAGCGGGCUUGUCAUGGCCAUGAAAGAAAUCCGCCUCGAGCUCGAGGACUCGAAGUUUGCCGCCAUCAUCAUGGAGUUGGACAUUCUACACCGAUGUGUAUCACCUUUCAUUAUCGAUUUCUACGGCGCGUUUUUCCAAGAAGGUUCGGUUUAUAUCUGCAUUGAAUACAUGGAUGGCGGCUCUGUGGACAAAUUAUACGGAGAUGGGGUCCCGGAAGGAGUCCUGAAGAAAAUCACCUUGUCGACGGUAAUGGGGCUCAAAUGCCUGAAGGAUGAACACAAUAUCAUCCACCGAGAUGUCAAACCCACGAAUAUACUGGUAAACACGCGUGGGCAAGUCAAGAUCUGCGAUUUUGGUGUCAGUGGCAAUCUGGUGGCUUCGAUAGCAAAAACCAAUAUCGGGUGCCAGAGCUACAUGGCCCCAGAACGCAUAUCAGGGGGCGGCAUGGCUCAAGUCGGCGCCAGCGGAGGUACCUAUAGCGUUCAAUCCGACAUCUGGUCGCUCGGUCUCACCAUCAUCGAAUGUGCACUCGGCCGAUAUCCCUAUCCCCCCGAAACCUACGACAACAUAUUCAGCCAGCUUAGUGCCAUUGUGGAUGGUGAUCCCCCAGAUCUUCCAGCUGAUGAGUACUCCGAAGCGGCCAUUGAUUUCGUACGGGGUUGCCUGAACAAAAUCCCCAGACUCCGACCAACUUACGCCAUGCUGCUCCGGCAUGCUUGGCUCGCACCACUCCUGAAGCCACCCACGAUUUCCGAGGAUGAGGAAGGUGAGCAGGCAGCCGAGGCCGGUAUCGAGUCGGCCUUCUCAAAUAGUGCGGCCCCCGACACUGCGGACAAGGAAGUCGCAGACUGGGUCAAGAGCGCACUGGAGAAGAAGAAAGCGGGCAAGUUGGCGUCGCAUAAGAAGCCUGCGUUACACGAAGCGCCGCUGGAUGCGGUUCCAGGUAGCCCUCUGCUCACUCAUGACGGGCCUAUGCCUUUUGGCGGGGAUGCAAUGGCACCUGAUGUCAAGGCAAACGUCGGAGUGAAGGUGGACUCGCGGGAUUUGUUGGCGGCAAGGGUAGAGGGUAUAGAUUUUGCUUCAUAGUUUGCCCAAGUGUCUACAGGAUGGCGAUGGUUUCAUGACCCAGAUUGGGACCGAAGAAAGUGUAACGAUAACGAUGAACGACGAAAAUGCAUCACUCUCCCAUAGAGCGGCCAAAAUUCAAGAUCCGGAAGGAAUGUCCCAUCUUUCACUGCCUG